Messenger RNA from Oldenlandia corymbosa var. corymbosa, 468 nucleotides. The record is from the annotation of a GenBank genome assembly. NCBI's taxonomy places the organism in Eukaryota, Viridiplantae, Streptophyta, Magnoliopsida, Gentianales, Rubiaceae.
AUGCCUAUUCAAUACAGUCAGGUGGCCACAUAUGAGCGUGUUUUGAUCAUAUAUGCUAUUGUCUCUUCCACUCCAUUUGACAUGGCUACGGUCAUUAGAGAUCAAACUACCAGGUGCAUCACAGACUCAGCAGUCCGGAGUUGGUUUUUCCCUGUCUUAGUGACAAUGGAUUGUGCUAAGGCAAAUGUAAGGUUUGUCCCUGCUGACCUGCAAGAAACCAUAUCUUGUCCAUGGAGUUUACAAGGAUUGGCCAGAGAACCACCACCAAGAGAAGAGCCACCAGAAAUUACUGGAAUCAGGAAGAAGCACUUCACUAAACAACAAAAGUACAUCAUGAAUUAUAUCCAUCGAUUAGCUGUGAGGCAAGAGGAAAUGCUCCGGCACAUCCAUGACAAAACAGGUUGCGAAAGUGAUUGCCCAAAACCACAAGGUCCACCACCUCAUCCCUUUGAAGGGAUGAAUCCAUAA